Phoenix dactylifera (date palm) is the source of this 1462-nucleotide messenger RNA. RefSeq names its product tRNase Z TRZ2, chloroplastic-like. The record is from RefSeq and is a predicted model, not a curated record. NCBI's taxonomy places the organism in Eukaryota, Viridiplantae, Streptophyta, Magnoliopsida, Arecales, Arecaceae.
GGCUAGUUAUCUUCAGGGCGUUUAUUUGCUACUUUCUCGUUAGUUCUCAGUCUUAUCACCACCCUGCUUCUGAACCCCAAACCCUAAACCCUAAUUCUCCUAUCGCAUUAUCACUAAAAUCUCUAUACGUCUCCUUGGCAAUAAUAUCUCUGCAUUUAGGAUGCCGUGCCGUUCGUAGAAGAAAGAAGAAUUUCAAUGCCGAUCUCUCUUCUAAACCUCUCCACCUCCACCUCCACCUCCCCCUUCCCUUCUCUCCUCCCUUCCCACCACUCCCAAGUCGAUCCUCCCUUCUCCUUCCCUCACCGGCCGCCCCCACUAACCGCGGCCUCCGGAGGCGGCUCCGGCGACCGAUGCCGCGCGCUUGCGGCGAAGAAGCCGGAAUUCUUAUCGGUGAUAGACCGGGCCAUGGCCGAGGAGGAGGAGUACCGGCGGGCGAGGGCGGAGGUCUGUCGUAAGGGCGUGGAUGUUGAGGGCUACUUCAUCGAGGGGGUCUCCGUGGGAGGACACGAGACGUGCGUGGUGGUCCCCAGCCUCAACGCCGCCUUCGACAUCGGGCGCUGCCCUCCGAGGGCUAUCCACCAGGACUUCCUCUUCAUCACCCAUGCUCAUCUCGAUCACAUCGGGGGUCUUCCAAUGUAUUUAGCAACUCGUGGCUUAUACAGUUUAAAACCCCCAACAGUAUUUGUGCCACCAUGUAUUAAAGAGGAAGUGGAGAAGCUGCUUGAAAUUCACCGGACCAUGAGUCAAACUGAACUUAAACUUGAGUUAGUUGCACUUGAUGUGGGGGAGACCUAUGAAAUACGUAAUGACCUUGUUGUCAGACCAUUCAGAACUCACCAUGUUAUACCCAGCCAGGGAUAUGUCAUUUAUUCAGUGAGAAACAAACUGAAAAAACAGUAUGCCCAUUUGAAGGGUGCUCAAAUCAAGAAGUUGAAGCUCUCUGGUGUUGAGAUUACAGACACCAUAUUAUCUCCAGAGGUUGCCUAUUCGGGAGAGACAAUGUCAGAUUUCAUUCGCGAACCACGAAAUGCAGAUGCUCUGAGAGCAAAAAUUCUUAUCACAGAGGCAACUUUCCUAGGCGAAGCAAAUGACAUCGAACAUGCACGAGAACAUGGUCACAUGCAUUUCUUUGAGAUUAUGGAGCACGCUCAGUGGUUCCGCAACAAGGCUGUCCUACUUACCCACUUCUCUUCCAGAUAUAAGCUUGAGGAUAUCCGCCAAGCUAUAUCAAAGCUGCAACCAAAGCUAUCUGCAAAGAUUGUUGCUCUCACAGAAGGCUUCAAAUCAAAUUACUUGUAGCAUAUAACCCUGUAUGCAUUCAAUAUAAAAGUUUAAUGUAAUUUUCCAUGACUAGUUCAGUGUACAUCCGAUAUUACAUCACUAAUUCAGUAUUCUGAACCUUUUCUUGCUGUAUCUGUACAAGCCGCCACUGUUAACAUCACUAUGUACGUCAUUUACAUUU